AUGCCGUCGCCCAUCCCUCGACCCAAGGGGUUGCCCGUGCUGGGUAAUCUCUUCGAUCUGGACUCCAACAAUCCCUGGGGCUCGUUUAACAAGCUGGCGACCAAUUAUCGUCCUAUCUUCAAGGUUACCAUUCUAGGACAUGACAUCGUCUUCGUCACCGGAGCAGCGCUUCUCGAGGAGAUCUGUGACGAACAACGCUUCCGAAAAUGCGUGACCGGCCCGAUUGUUCAGAUUCGCGAUGCGGUCCACGACAGUAUGUUUACAGCAUAUCACGAGGAGGACAGUUGGGGCAUUGCACAUCGCAUUAUGGCCCCGUACGUCUCGCCGGAAGCCGUUGCCGAUGUCUUCAAAGGCAUGCAAGAGACCUCCAAGGAUUUGAUCAAGAAGUGGACGGCCGGGCCCCGACAGCGCGUUAACGUCACCAACGACCUUGACCGAUUAAACCAUGCAGCCAACAUGCUUUGCUUCUUCGAUCAACGAAUUCACUGCAUGGAGGGACCGGAGCUGUCCGUGCUCAAAGCCAUGGAAAGCGCCACCACAGAAUCGAUGCGACGGGCGACCCGGCCCAAAUUCCUAUCCUGGCUCUUCCACCGGCGUAAAUGGGAGUCUGAUAUUAAGACCAUGCGUGACUACUGCGCCAACGUCGUCACCACGCGUAAUUCCCAGCCAACCGAUAAAAAAGAUAUGCUCUAUGCCUUGCUUCAUGGCAAGGAUCCCCAAACAGGCACAUCCCUAACGGAGAGUCAGGUACUGGAUGAGAUCAUCAACAUCUUCAUCGGUAGUGCCACUGCACCGAACCUGGUCGCCUUCACAAUGUACUAUUUGAUGAAAAACCCAGACGAGAUCACCAAAGCGCGCGAGGAAAUCGACAACGUCGUCGGCGGGCCCUCGAGCGAGAUCGAACAUGAGCACCUCGCCCGCCUACCUUACUGUGAAGCCAUCCUACGCGAAGCGUUCCGUCUAUCUGGCGUUGCUCCCGGCUUCAACAUUGAACCGCUCCCGACGACGGAAGGUCCAGUGCUUCUAGCAGGUGGAGAGUACGAAGUCCCCAAGGACCAACCCUUGAUUGCGAUCCUGGCCGCCGUGAACCGUGAUCCGGCUGUGUUCGAGGACCCUGAGGCGUUCCAGCCCAAGCGCAUGUUCGGUGAGAAAUACGACCAAUUGCCAUCCGGCGUAAAGAAGGGCUUCGGAAACGGCAAGCGCCGAUGUUUCGGAACGCAGUAUGCCUGGGAGUGGUCGUUCAGCACCCUAGUCAGCAUUCUGAAGGAUGUGGACUUCGAACUGGCAGAUUCAAAAUACGCUAUGAACAACAGCGGGCUAAAUUACAACGGGGCGUAUAGUGUGAAGCCUCUGGAUUUCUUUGCCGUGACGGGGCCGCGGUCGAGGGCUGGAUAA
This is a messenger RNA of Aspergillus tanneri, 1395 nucleotides long. RefSeq names its product putative cytochrome P450. The record is from RefSeq and is a predicted model, not a curated record. The transcript has 2 exons. Bases 1 to 1395 code for a protein of 464 amino acids. Gene Ontology annotation, molecular function: iron ion binding; oxidoreductase activity, acting on paired donors, with incorporation or reduction of molecular oxygen; monooxygenase activity. Lineage: Eukaryota; Fungi; Ascomycota; Eurotiomycetes; Eurotiales; Aspergillaceae.